CAGCUGCCGGGCCCACAUUUUCGGUCCCGCGUGUAAGUGGAUUCGACUUACCCCACGAAACACGAGCUCACCUGCUGCGUGCGGUACGCCUACCGUAGAAGGUGGGGUUGCUGCUACCGCACAGCGCAGUUGUAGAUAAAGAGAAUUCAGAUCCAACUCUCAGUUCAGGUCAAGUGCCCGGUGCUGGCAUUGGAACGCUGGCCGCGUUUCCCCCUCCAAAGUGUCAUACUGUAUAUCCAUCUGCUGCGGCGUGGUUGACAAAAGGUCUUUUCGUUUACUUUUCCCUGUCUUAUUGGCUUGUUCUGAAGGGACGGCUCCAGUGCCGGAUUCUGUCCUAUCUCAGGUUGUUAUAGUCCCAAAUGGGCGAAUCCCUCCCAAGCUUCUUGCAAUUGCCUCCCGAGGCCCUCAAAGACCACGCAAUGGAUAAAAUUACCGACAAGAUCGCGGCUCUGCCCGCAGACUCCAACUACUUUUCUCUCGAAUUCUUUCCUCCAAAGACGGCAAUGGGCUUCUCUAACCUCCGAGACCGGCUCGACCGCAUGGCAAGAGCACUACGGCCCCUCUUUGUUAACGUCACCUGGGGAGCAGGCGGUUCGACGGCCACCAAGUCCCUUGAGCUUGCCGAGAUUUGCCAGCGGGAGCUGGGGCUCACGACAUGUCUGCACCUCACCUGCACCAACAUGAGCCGCCGCUUGAUUGACAAGGCGCUCGAUGACGCAAAGGCUCUGGGGAUUCGCAACAUCCUUGCCCUGCGAGGUGACCCGCCCAGGAGAUCCGAGUAUCGCGACAGCAACGAGCCCGAAGAAGACGAAGCGGAGGAGGAGUUUGCUUGGGCCGUUGACCUGGUCCGCUACAUCCGCAAGACCCACGGCGACUACUUCUGCAUCGGCGUCGCCGCGUAUCCCGAGGGCCACGCCGACGAAAGCCACCCUCUAGGCCAGAGCCUGGAGCACGAUCUGCCCUAUCUGGUUGAGAAGACGCAGGCAGGGGCCGACUUUAUCAUGACGCAACUGUUCUUCGAUAUUGAGGCCUACAAGCGGUUUGAGCAGACUUUGCGAGAGCACCCAAGCGGGGCAUUCAAGGAUAUUGUCAUUGUCCCUGGCCUCAUGCCGAUUCAGAGCUACCAGAUGAUCAAGAGGACUACAAAGUUGAGCCACGCCAAGAUACCGGAUGCCCUGAUGGCGCGGUUGGAUGCGGUCAAGGGAGAUGACGAAAAGGUGAAAGAGGUGGGGGUGGACAUCAUUAGUGAGAUCAUCGAGCAGAUCAGGGAGAUAAAGAGCAGGACCGAAGGGUCCCGGGGUUUCCAUUUUUACACCCUCAACCUGGAAAAGGCAGUGUCGUUCAUCGUAGAGCGGACAGGCUUGAUAUCUCCAACCACACCCACGGAGGGCCAGACAGUCAUUACUCAAGAUCCCCUUCCUGACCUGAGGCUUCUGCAUGUAAACGGAUCGACCCCUGAGCAGUCGUCGCACCCGUCCAGACGGAAGGCUUCGAUCGGAUCUGACCCCCGUGAUCGAGUCAUUGUGCAAAACAGGUCCGCUUCACACCCCGACUGGGAGGCCACGCCGCUCGAGGCUAGUGUUCCUGCUGGACCCAUCAACUCAAGAGCAAACACGCUCGCCAUAUCCGAAGGGGAGGGGGUGCUGGGCCGAGAAGCCACAUGGGACGAUUUCCCGAAUGGAAGAUGGGGCGACGCUCGAUCGCCAGCCUAUGGACAGAUCGACGGCUACGGCGUCAGUCUACACGUCACGGUCGCUCAAGCACGGCAACUAUGGGGAAGCCCGAAAACGACUGAGGAUAUUAAUAACAUCUUCAUCCGGCACCUUAAAGGCGAGCUGUCGUCUAUCCCAUGGAGCGAAGAGGGAUUCAGCCCCGAGACCGAGAAGAUCAGGGACCAGCUGAUGGCCAUCAACUCGAAAGGCUGGUGGACACUAGCCUCGCAGCCUGCCGUCAACGGCCUUCGGUCGAGCGACCCCACCUUUGGCUGGGGUCCGCAGAACGGCUUCGUCUUCCAGAAAGCCUUUGUCGAGUUCUUCCUGCCGUCAGCCGACUGGAAGAUGCUGGUGGAGAGGCUGAAGCGGCCUGAGAUGAAGGACGUUAUCUGCUUCUAUGCAGCCAACAUGGCGGGCGACUUUCUCAGCUCAGAUACAGAGCGGUCGGCGACGGAUGCGGAUGGGGUGCAGUACCAGGAGGCGAGCACAAAUGCCGUCACUUGGGGCGUGUUCCCCGGUAAGGAAAUUGUCACGCCGACCAUCAUCGAGGAGGUCAGCUUCCGCGCAUGGAGCGAGGAGGCCUUUGGGAUCUGGGGCGAAUGGGCCAAGAUCUAUCCCAAGGGUUCGGAGAGCGAGAGGUUUUUGGAGAAAGUGCGGGCUGAUUCAUGGCUGGUGAAUAUCAUUCAUCACGAUUUUGUCAAUAGCGAUGCGCUGUGGGAGUUGCUGCUCACUUAAGAUCUGCCAUGGUUUGGUACAGCCGGUGGAUAGGUUGAGUGAGCGGGCUAUGGCGGUAAUAGAGUUUGGAAAUUCACGGUUGUAUUCCAGAGUUAGUGAAUGUCAUACAUAGAGAGGGCAAGCAGGCAGCCGUAGUGAUGGGCAGAUAUUUAUGAAUAUCAGCAGCGACUCGAGAUGAGAUCAACUGAUCAGAAUCCAAUGCCUAC
Canariomyces notabilis is the source of this 2653-nucleotide messenger RNA. Its product is annotated as MTHFR-domain-containing protein. Gene Ontology annotation, biological process: tetrahydrofolate interconversion. The record is from RefSeq and is a predicted model, not a curated record. Gene Ontology annotation, cellular component: cytosol. The transcript has a single exon. Bases 360 to 2447 code for a protein of 695 amino acids. Gene Ontology annotation, molecular function: methylenetetrahydrofolate reductase [NAD(P)H] activity; FAD binding. NCBI's taxonomy places the organism in Eukaryota, Fungi, Ascomycota, Sordariomycetes, Sordariales, Chaetomiaceae.